AUGGAGCCACCAGAAAAACCUGGACAUCCUGGUCUUGUCACCGGAGCUCAGAAAUCGGCGAAAGACUCCGGUACUCGUAACAAAAUGAUGUUGCCUUCAAGUGUCGCAAAUCAAAGUUAUAGUGUGUCUGCUUCCUCGCCAGCACCUGCUUCAACAUCGAUACCUUCAUCUGAGGGAAGUUUAGUGCCAAGUGAAGCAGCCGAUGGUGGUGGCACACAGGAGAGUCAUGAUGCCAUCAAUGUGGACAGUGAUGUUGAGGAACAACCUGUUACCAAGAAGGCAAAGAAAACCACCUCUGAAGUGUGGCAAUACUUCACCAAGUCCUGGGUGACAGUGGAGGUAAAUGGCAAGCAGGAACAACAAUGUUGGGCAAAGUGCAAUUUCAAAGGGUGCAAAAACAAGACUAGCAAGCAUAGAGCUGAGAGCAAUUUUGGAACAACUGCUUUUUGGACACAUCUUGCUAAUUACCACAGUAUAAAGAAAGGACAGCAGCAGCUCACAACAAAAAAAAAAAAUAAUGAGACAGGCAUUGCAACAGUCCAACCCUAUAAAUAUGAUCAAGAAGCUAGCUUGAGGAAGUUCUAUGAGGCAAUGAUUGUUCAUGAGUAUCCUUUCAAUAUGGUUGAGCAUGAGUUUUUUCAAGAAUGGGUCAAAUCCAUGCGUCCAAAUUAUCCUCUCAAGUCUCGUGUCACUGUUAGAAAGGAAAUCAUGGAGUAUUAUUCGGCUGAAAGAGACAAGUUGUAUGAAUACUUCAAAACCAUUCAAAGCCGGUUUAGUGCAACGAUGGAUAUGUGGACAUCCAACCAGAAUAAGGGUUAUAUGUGUGUCACCCUUCAUUGGGUUGAUGAUGAUUGGAAAAUUAAGAAGAGGAUUAUCAAUUUCCUCCAUGUUGAAGGGCGACACACCGGUGAGAGGUUGUCUUAUACGGUUAGUUCUUGUCUUUUAAAAUGGUAUGUUGAGAAAAAGAUGUUCUCUUUGACUUUGGAUAAUGCUUCUGCAAAUGAGGUUGCUGUUAAGGAUCUAAUUAAAGAGCUCAAGAAGCAUAGCAAUUUAAUGCAACUGAAAAGAUUAGGGCAUUUGUACUUGCUGUUAAGGGGUCUACAAUACAGUGGGAGGAGUUCCAAAAGUGUGCUGCUGAAUACUGCUUUUGCGAGGCUGACUUCCAUUGACCGCCACAGGUAUGGUAGUAUUGCUCCUUCAUAUCAUGAAUGGGAGAAGGCACAAAUUUUGAUUCCCUUCUUGAAAAAAUUCUUUGAGCUUACUGAGAUAUUCUCUGGUACUACCUAUCCAACGGCGAACCUAUUUUUUAGAGGCUUUUGUGAGAUUAAGAUAUUGCUAGCUGAUUGGUGCAUUAGUAAGGAUACCACUAUUUGUGGAAUGGCAAAUUCUAUGAGUGUCAAGUUUGAUAAGUACUGGAAGAAGUCUAAUAUUGCACUUGCUGUAGCAAAUGUUCUUGAUCCUAGGUUCAAGAGAAGAAUUGUAGAAUUUUACUUGCGAAAGUUCUAUAAUAAUUCCUACCAAGCUGAACUUGAAAAAUUCAAUGGUAUCCUAAGGAAGAUGUUUCAAUGCUAUGUUUCUGAUGCACCUUAUUCUUCAAAGAGCAAUAAAGAAGUUGAAGAACCGUUGGCAGAUCUAUUUAUGGGCAGCAACAACAUAGAUGAUGAUCUUGAUAACUACCUAUUUGAAAGUGACUCAUAUGAUGUUGAUGGAGAGUUCAGUGAAUUGGAAAGGUACUUAGCAGAACCACCAUUGAAGACCACUAAAGCCAACCAGAACAUGUUUGACAUUUUAGCAUGGUGGAAAUCUCAUAAGGAAGAGUAUCUUGUCCUGUCCCGACUUACUCGUGAUGUGUUGGCAAUUCAAGUUUCAACCGUUGCAUCUGAAUCUGCAUUUAGUGCUGGUGGUCGUGUCAUUGAUCCAUAUCGCAGCCGCCUUGAUCCUGACAUGGUACAAGCUCUUGUUUGCACUAAGGACUGGAUAAUAGCUACUAGAAAAGGUUCUAAGAAUGUUUCUUCGCUGCCUGGUGACCUUGAUGUUCUUGAAGCCAUUAAGAAUAAUCUAACGUUUGAGGAUGAAUUCUCAGAAAUGGGACGUGAUGACGAUGUGGCAAUUGAUAAUGAUGAUUUGCCUGAGAUUCAGUUGUAG
This is a messenger RNA of Striga hermonthica, 2145 nucleotides long. Lineage: Eukaryota; Viridiplantae; Streptophyta; Magnoliopsida; Lamiales; Orobanchaceae. The record is from the annotation of a GenBank genome assembly.